AUGGCGACUGAGCUCAAAGGAAUUUGUACCGUAAUGCAAUUGAGUAAAUUUUCUGAUUUUGAGGGACAAGAUUUGCUGGCAUUCCAAGAUCUGGCGGCACGAUUGGACCAAUCUAGUCGAAGCGUCUCAAGGAUUCCUUUGACUAUGCGACCGCAUCUUCUGCGAGUCUCCCUCCGGACCUUCUCUACACCAAGAUUUGAACCGUUCUUGAAGCACGAGCUAAAGCGACAGAAGCUGCAGUUCUCGGCUUCAUUGCUUGAGAUGGCACUUCCGUCUCGCCUAGUGGGUCCGACUUCAAGUUCAAAGCCGCAGUAUGCGAUGGCCACGCACUCCGCUUCUUCGAUUUUAAGAUGUUUUAUCAUUCAAGUUGGUUGCACAAUGUCAUGGAUUAUUCGACUGGAAUUAAUUCCAUCCCGCAGCGUUCCGUCUGACGUCCUAGAUGAGCGCACAUCAGCUCCACAUGUCUCGCUGGAAGGCAGGAGCACAGAGGCAAGGAAGGCUCUCAUCUUUACAAAGAUGGAAGACUAUGUUCAUGAUUCUACUCCUGCCAUGGCAUCAUGGGUCCUUUGCAAACUUCAGGAAUUUGGAUGGAAGGGUGUCGUCACGGACGACAAGGACUUUUUGGAAUCGGAAGAAAAGCUAUCAGCAUAUGACCUCGUCGUCUUUUUGAACAACUCUGGUCAAAUCUUCGACAAGACGGAAGCGCUCAUGAAGCAUAUUGAGCAAGGAAAGGGUGUCGUUGGAGUUCACGCUGCCAUUGCUGCGUUUCUCAAUGGAAAGGAUGCGUCCGGGGCUACCGUCAUGGAACCAACGUCCGAGAUUUUUCACACCAUCUUUGGGUCACACUUCAAGAAUCACCCACCAGUACAAAAAGGAAAGGUCUCAAUGAACUUCAAGAACGAUCUUGGGCCAAACCUUGUCUCAGUUCCUUCUGAAUUCAUGCACACGGACGAAUUCUUCAACUUUACCAAGAAUGUUUACGAUGAUCCAAGCAUUACAGUCGUUGCGUCAUUGGACGAAAGCACCACUGAUGGCGGCCUAAUGGGAGAACGACAUCCUUUGGCUUGGUACCGGAAUAUUGGCGAACAAAAGGCGCCAGUAUUCUAUUCGGCAUUGGGACACUUUUCACACUUUUACAAUGGAACCGGUGGUGCCGACAGUGAAUAUGUAACCACCAUUCUCGAGGCUGGUCUCCGAUAUUGCUGUGACAACUCAUAG
Cylindrotheca closterium is the source of this 1218-nucleotide messenger RNA. Lineage: Eukaryota; Bacillariophyta; Bacillariophyceae; Bacillariales; Bacillariaceae. The record is from the annotation of a GenBank genome assembly.